AGCACCGAGGGCGAGGCCAACGGUACCCAGACUGCGCCGCCGUCCCGGGCCUCAUCACCAACUCCGUCACAGACCGGAUCCUCUGUUGCCACUCCGGCGGCCAAGAAGUCCCCAACAGGAGCCUACGCCGCAGGAGGGGCGAUGACGCCCUCCAACCUGACGCGCACCAACAGCGAGUCGGUGUCCAACCUGUCGGACGCGGGCUCGGUGAAGAAGGGCGAACGUGAGCUAAAAAUUGGAGACCGUGUGUUGGUGGGCGGGACCAAAGCAGGGGUGGUGCGCUUCCUGGGCGAGACGGACUUUGCCAAGGGGGAGUGGUGUGGGGUGGAGCUAGACGAGCCCCUGGGGAAGAACGAUGGAGCUGUGGCUGGAACCAGGUACUUCCAGUGCCAGCCCAGGUAUGGGCUGUUUGCGCCUGUGCACAAGGUGACGCGCAUUGGCUUCCCGUCCACCACGCCAGCCAAGGCCAAGGCCACGGCGGCACGGAAGGUGGUGACCACGCCCUCUGGCCUGAAGCGGAGUCCCAGCGCCUCCUCCAUCAGCUCCAUGAGCUCAGUGGCCUCGUCAGUCAGCGGCAAGCCCAGCCGCACCGGCCUGCUGACGGAGACGUCGUCGCGGUACUCGCGUAAGAUCUCUGGCACGACGGCACUGCAGGAGGCCCUGAAGGAGAAGCAGCAGCACAUUGAGCAACUCAUGGCCGAGAGGGACUUGGAGCGUGCCGAGGUCGCCAAGGCCACCAGCCACGUGGGCGAGGUGGAGCAGGAGCUGUCAAUGCUCAGGGAAGGUCAGGAGCAGUAUGUCAUGGAGAGUGAGGCCAAGAUGGACAAUCUGCGUACGCUGGUGGAGGCCGCGGACAAAGAUAAGGUGGAGCUGCUGAAUCAGCUGGAGGAGGAGAAGAGGAGGGUGGAGGACCUGCAGUUUCGUGUGGAAGAAGCUUGCAUCACCAAGGGAGACCUGGAGACGCAGACCAGGCUGGAGCAUGCCCUUCUUAAGGAGCUAGAGCAGAGUCUGCUCUUUGAAAAGGCCAAAGCUGACAAACUCCAGAGGGAGUUAGAAGACUCUAGGGUGGUCACCGUGUCUGAGCGGUCCCGGAUCAUGGAACUGGAGAGGGAUCUCGCCCUACGGGACAAAGAGGUGGCCGCCCUCCGCCAGCACCUCGAGUCUGCCUCGGGCGACGGCUCUGGUACCGACCCAGCCGCCGCGGUGCUCCUUGAGGAAGUGGCCUCCCUCCGCGCCCAGCUGUCCUCUCAGGGCGCCGGGCACCAGGCAGCGCUGCAGGACCUCCGCGACCGGCUGGAGGCGGCAGAGCGGGCGCACGGCGAGGCCCUGGCCCAGCUGCAGGCGUCCUCCAGCCGCCUGAGCAAGGACAACGAGCAGCUGCGGGCACGCCUGGCCCAGGCCGAGCAGGAGAACGCCGACGUCAUCGAGCUGUGGCGCUCCAAGCUCACCGCGGCCAUGGCCUCCCACCAGCAGGCCAUGGAGGAGCUGCGGGCCGCCUCGGAGAAGGGGGCUGGCGGGGCCCAGGCGGGCGAGCUGGUGGAGCUGCGUGGGGCCUUGGAGAGGCUGAAGGUGGAGCACAAGCUGGCGCUGGAAGAGGCCGGCGCCCGGAGAGAGGCAGAGGCCGCGGCGCAGACCCGGCAGGGCGACGAGCUGAAGGCGCAGCUGCUGAGCUUGGCCGAGGAGAAGGAGCGUCUGGAAGACUCGCUGCGCACCAGCGUGGAGAGCACCGAGGAGCAGCACCUGGUGGAGAUGGAGGAGCAGCUGGGCAAGCUGCACGCAGCCGAGCUCAGGGUAAAGGAGCUGGAGGAGGGGGGGGCUGAUUUAGGGCAGCAGGCAGAGGUGAAGGCCAAGGAGGCCCAGGAGCUGGCAGCCAGUCUCGAGUCGCUGCGCUCUCAGCAGACGCAAGGUAACGAGGACAUGCAGGGCCUCAGAGCCCGCCUGGAGGAAGCCGAGGGCAAGGCGCAUUCUCAGGAGGGCAAGAUGAGUGAGCUGAGCUCUCAGCUGGAAGGCCGGCAGCAGGAGCUGGCGAGUCUGCAGCAGGAGAAGGGCUCCCUGGAGCAAGAGCUCAGCAGCGUGAAAAAAAAGCUUGUGGAAACUUCCGGCGAACAGGCUGAAUCAGCACAAACUAUGCAAGAGUUACAGGAGAAGCUGAGCAGUAAAGAGGAGCUGUGCACAUCUCUCUCCACUGAGUCAGAAGCACUUCAAUCCCAAGUUGCUGGGCUGGAGAGGAAGCUGAAGGCUGGCGAGGAGAAGCUGGACCAGCUGAACAAGGGCAAGGCAAAACUGGAAAAUGACUUCAGUGACAUGAUAAAAUCAUCUGGGGACAGUUCUGUCCAGCUGACAAAAAUGAAUGAGGAUCUCAAUCAGAAGGAGAGGCGGCUGGAGGAGUUGCAGACCCAGCUGGCAGAGCAGAGGGAGCGGGUGGCCCGGUCUGAGGAGAGCAGGAGACAGGAGCAGAACAGAGCCGAGCAGGAGCUCACAGACACCAAGGAGAAGGUCCAGGGAGAGGUGUCCAGCCUUCAGGAGAAAAUCACUCAGCUGGAGAAGAAAGUGCAGAAAGCUCAAUCCAAGGCCCAAGGGGCUAAGGCCUCCGGAGAAGAGGCUCUGUCUAAAGCCUCUGAGCUCCAUGCUAAGGAGCUGGAGGAGCUUCGUGCCCAGGCGGAGGUCACAAAGAAAGACCUCAGCGACUCUGCCAAUAAGAGCAAACAGCUGGAGGAGCAGGUGAAGGAGCUGCUAGUCUACAAGGACAAGGCACAGUCUCUCAAUGCUGACUUGACCUCCUCCAAGCAGGAGGCCGAACGGCUCUCUGCAGAGCUUGUAAAUAUCAAGGCUGCAUCUGAGCACCUAACAACGGAGAGUAAUGAUUUGCAGGUUCAAAGAGAAGCCGUAAAGAAACAGUUAUCCGAUUCCCUCGAGAAAGUCUCAUCUUUGGAGGCGUCUCACAAACAGCUUUCUGUAAAGUAUGAUGACCUGAAGACACUUAAAGAAAAGCUCCUCAGCGAAAACAAAGAUCUGCUGUCGAGCAAAACCUCCCUGGACAAGGAGAAGUUGUCAACCACUGCAGAAAAAGACAAGUUUUCGCAACAGCUGCAAGAACUUGGCAUCACCUUGGAGAAGAUAAAGGAUGAGAACACCAGUUUCAAGGCCUUGGAAGUGAAGCAUCUAGCUGAAAUUGCAGAACUCCAGAAGGUAAAUGCUGAGAAGCAGGAAGUUCUUCAGAAGUACCAGGAGGAGAUGAAACAGCAGGAUGCCAACAAGAAGCAGCUGUCCCAUGAUCUUGAGAAGGCCUGUAGUGAUCUGGAUAAAAUCAAAGGGGAGCUUGCCAAAAGCCAUGAAGACCUGAAGUCAUUAAAGGAAACUUUAGAGAAAGAACAAAACACAUUUGGAAAAGAAAAGAAAGCCCUAGAUGCAAAGAAUGCAGAACUUAAGUCCAUGGUUCAGUCCCUUACAUCUGAGAAGGAAGACCUUUGUGCCAAUAAUGCCCAGUUGCAGGUUGAAAAAGAUAACCUGAAUAAAGAGAAUAACAAAGUAUCCACACAGUUGAAUGCUGCUGUGUUGGAGAAAGAGGCCCUUGUUGCUGAUAAAGUAGAAUUGCAGAAUAAGUUAAACACUACAAACAAGGAUCUUGAGAAGUCUAUGCGCGACAUUACAGAGUUGGAAGCUUCCAAGAGCAGCCAGAUUAAAAUGCUGGAGGAUAUCAAGAUGAGCAGUGAGGUAACUGACUCUGAGAAACUUAAGUUAUUGCAGGAAAAGGAAGACUUACUUUCCACAUGUAGAAAGGUGUGCUCUGAGAAGGAGGAGCUUGCAAAAGAGAAACUGGAGCUUGAAGAGAAGCUACACCAAACUGCAGAUGAGGUCAAAACUGCAAAUGAGAAGAUCCAACAGGAAACCACAGCCUUUGCUCAAGAAAAGGAGACUCUGUGUCUGAAGGUCUCUGAAAUGGAGAAGUCUCUGCAGUCCCUUCAGAAGGAGAAAACCAGCUUGGAAUCCGCCUUGGGGAAGCAGGAGGCUGAGAAGGAGCAUUUAGAAAAGGAGAAAGAUGAAUUGGUUGAGAAACAUGAAAGGGAAGCCUCUGAGAAAUCAUCUAUUACUGCUGAAAGAAAUCAACUUUCAGAAGAGUUAAGUAAAACAAAGGAUCAUGUUGAUAGAUCCUCCAGGGAAUGUGCUGACUUGGCGAAGGAAAAGGCCAAUCUUGUUGCUGAGUUAGAGGAAACAAAACAAAUGAAACUAGAGGUUGAAGGUCAGAAAACAAGUUUAUUCCAAGAUAAAGUAAACUUAGAAGCACAGUUGCAGAAACUCAACUCUGAGAUCGAUUCACUUAGGAAAGCCAAAGAACAGCUAACUGAUGAGCUUAGUAAAGUGAAUGUUAACAAAGAUCACUUGCAAGAAGAACAUGACCAUCAGAGGGAGGCUCUGUCAAAGGAACGAGAUAUUCUUCUUUCCCAGAAAGCAGAUCUUACUCAGAGUCUAGAGCAGCUUCAGAAGGACAAAGAGAGCCUGAACCAACAAGUUCAAGAGCUUUCCUCUGAGAAAAAGUCUCUCUCAGAAUCAAAACACCUUCUCGAGGCUCAGCAGCAGACCUUGAACAAAGAAAAGAAUGAACUCUGUUCUACCAAGGCUAACCUUGACAAAAAGGUUGGGGAUCUUGAGAAACAGUUAGCCAGUUUAUCUCAAGAGAAAAACACCCUUCAUGAGUCAGAAUCUAAACUUAAGGUUGAAAUAUCUUCUUCCCAAGCUGAAUUUAAAGCACUUACAACAGAAAAACAGAAUCUAAUGAGUCAGUUUGAGCAGCUAAAAAUCGCUCAUGAAAAGGUGCUUGCUGAGAAGCUGAACUUGCAGGAUGAAAAGGCUGAAUUUGAGGCCAAACUACAGGAGUUUAACGAUCAAGCCAUGUCUGGUGCUCAGACUGUAGAUGAAAUGUCUGUCAAUCUCAAGAAAGCCAAAGAAGAGAAAAAUGCUUUGGCUAAAGAGGUGAAAAAUCUUAAGGCUCAGCAAAAACAAAGUGAUCAGGUGAGAUCAGACAUGGCAGUGGAGAAAGAACUCCUCUCUGGUAAAUUGGAAGACCUUCAAAGAGAGGCCACUGCCCUGUCCAAGGAGAGAGCUGACAUACAGUCUUCUCGCUCCAGCCUAGAAAAGGAAGUCUUGUCCCUGCGCCAGACCCAGGCAACCAGUGAGAAGGAACGCUUGGAGCUCCUGGGUAGAUUGGAAGACCUGAAAGUCUCACACGCCCAGCUUGAGGCAGACACCCAGACCCUCCGUGCCUCAGUGGCCAUGUUAGAACAGAAGCAGCGAGCAUCUUCGGAGGAGGCCUCUUCAUCGUCCAAAACCCAGGCCGAGGCGGCAUCCACCCUUGCCAAGGCUGCAGAGAGCGCCGGGCAGACGGCUGAGGCAGUGGAGAGGCUAACCCAGGAGAAGGGCAGUCUGCAGCAGGAGAAAAGCGAGGCCCAGGCCCUAGUAGAGGAGCUCAAGGUUUCCCAGCAGAAGCUGCAGAGUCAGCUGGAGGCAGCGACGCAGCAGAGCUCUUCCCACCAGGAGGAGCUGACCAGGUCCAAAAAGCAGCUGAGCACCGAGAGCCAAAAGAUCAGCAGCCUGUCCAAAGAGAUUGAAGAGCUGAAGACGUCCGCCUCUGAGCAGGCUGGUCGGCUGGAGGCUCUGGAGAAGGAGAAGGCCUCCCUUUCUGAGGAGCUGGCCAGCAAACGGCAGGACAACAGCAGCCAGGGGAAGAAGCUUGAAGAGCAGUGUGCCACUCUCAGCAAGCAAGUCAAGGAGAUGAAGAAGAGGGAGGGUACACAGAAGAAGCAAUCGCAGGAGGAGAAAGCCUCGCUCCAACAAUCAGUCCAAAAAAGCAGUGCCUUGAUCACAGAGCGGGACAAGGAGCUGGUGAAGCUGAGAGACGAGGUCUCAGAACUGCAAAGGGAGAGUGCGGCAGCUAAGUUGCUGCAGGUGGCCGUCCAGAUGCUGGAGACUGAGAAGUCUCGGCUGCAGGAGCGCAUCUCCAGCCUGGAGAAGAGCCGGACAGCAGCGCCAGCCACAGCAGCCGUAACCACGGACACCAGCCCAGGUGACUCUGCUAUGGACCAGCUGAGCGAGGAGAAGGAAAUGUCCGAUAGUCAGGUACACAGAAUUCUUCCCAAUGUCGCAAUAGUAAUCGGUCAUUAGGUAGAGGUAUAUGUUACUUAAAUUACUUUGAAAAGAAUUGUACGUGUCUUGUAUCCAGUUGUACUUUUUUUUUUCUUCCUCUCUGUCUGUUACAUGUCAUAGUAAGUGUAGCUUCAUGAAGGAUCAAUAUGGUUCAUAUGUGCACUUCCUGAGUACUUGUCAAACAUAUUUCUGUGACUCUAAAAAUGUAUCUGCUUUGCUUGACUUGCAAUGAAUCCUUAUGAAGCUACACUUAAAUAUAAGCCAAGAGCCAGACAUCGUUGUUCACAUAUUUCUGUCAAGCCAUACCAUACAAAAGCUGGGCAUAGACACAUUCCAGAUGCUGCCAAUCAGUAUGUUUGUUAGAUCAUGAUGUAGGUUCGCCCAAAGCCCAGUAUCAUGGGUAUAACAUUCAACCUUUGAUUGAUAUCAUAUGGCCUACUGAACUUACCUAUUGACUUAAUUGCCUAAAGAUAAGAGAAAAGUGAAAAAAAAAAAAUUUGUAGAUCACUUCCCCUAAACCUGUGUGACAUAACGUGUUUGUAGACUGCAUAAACUGAAAAUUAGACAUUAACGCCUGAAAGUAUUUGAAAGCCUGUAAGUGUAUGUGACUUAUUUGGCAUGUGCAUAUUACUCAAGUGU
Molecule: messenger RNA, 6780 nt
Organism: Clupea harengus (Atlantic herring)
Lineage: Eukaryota; Metazoa; Chordata; Actinopteri; Clupeiformes; Clupeidae
Gene: clip1a
Product: CAP-GLY domain containing linker protein 1a
Exons: 22
Coding region: 142-6159 (2005 amino acids)
Biological process (GO): cytoplasmic microtubule organization; positive regulation of microtubule polymerization
Cellular component (GO): cell cortex; nucleus; microtubule plus-end
Molecular function (GO): microtubule plus-end binding
Source: RefSeq, a predicted model, not a curated record